AUGACAAAGGAACUAAAUGAACUUCAAAUAGCCGAGCAAAUCAAAAAGAUUUUAAAAAGCAAUAGAACUACUUAUGAGAAGAAGAUUGCUUUAUUUAAUCUUGUGGUAAAAGGCUUGGAAGUAGAAAAGUCAGAUGUCGAAAAAGAACAAAGAAUAAAUUAUCUUCUUCAAAGUCAUUUAUACAACGAAUUAUCCAAGCAAAUGGUGGAGUAUCUUGCUAAAAUUACCAAGGAGGAAAAACAAAAUAAAAACUUUUGGAAGUAUACCUUUUUAAGUGCUGAAACAGGUAAACUAAAACUUACUAAAAGUGAUAACCAAGGGAAUAAAUUUUAUUUAGACUUUAAACAAGAAGUUGCUAACCCAAAGGAAGAAAAGUCAUUAAUUCAUUUAGAGGAAAGAAUUGAUAAGGACAAUGAGGCAUGUCUUGAAAAGAGAUUGCUACUAGAUUUAGAAGAACCGACCGAACGAUAA
Messenger RNA from Ambispora leptoticha, 471 nucleotides. Lineage: Eukaryota; Fungi; Glomeromycota; Glomeromycetes; Archaeosporales; Ambisporaceae. The record is from the annotation of a GenBank genome assembly.